CCCGGUGGAAACCCUCUCAAACGCAGACUCCACUGUCUCUUUGCACACUUGCCUUUACACUGAGUGCAAUAUGGUAGCAAAGCUGGACUGGCGGCUGUGAAUAAUAUGCAUUUAGGACCAAGCUCAUUACGCUACCCAGUCCUUCAAAUGGUCUUGUAACUCAUAUUAGAUUCUUACAAAAGGCUGGGUUUUGUGCUGCUUUGGAGAAGAUAACGGUCUUACGCGCGUCUCUGUCACACCUUGACCGUAUCCAACUCGCUUUUCUUCACACCACUGUAACUGAGUCAAGCCUUGAAUCGCCGCAGGGGAGACGAGCUGUCAAGAUACUUGAAUCCGUUUGGAUAGCUGGUGCUGCUUAAAGUCACUAUGCUCUCGUCCAGAGCAGGGGCACCCCCAGCUCCAGACUACUGGAUAGAUGAAUCGAAUAAGGAGAUCUUGGCUGACUACUAUGAGUUGGAGUCCGAAUUGGGACGGGGAGCGACAUCCGUGGUGUGCAGAUGUCGACAGAAGGGAACACAGAAGCCGUUUGCGGUGAAAACGCUGAAGAAAACAGUGGACAAGAAGAUAGUUAGGACAGAGAUAGGUGUUCUACUUCGACUCUCUCACCCAAACAUUAUCAAACUAAAAGAGAUAUUUGAGACCCCAUCAGAGAUCAGUCUGGUCUUAGAGCUUGUGACUGGAGGAGAACUAUUUGAUAGGGUUGUGGAAAAGGGCUUCUACACUGAGCGGGAUGCUGCUGAUGCUGUCAAACAAGUAUUAGAAGCCGUUGCAUACCUGCAUGAGAACGGUGUUGUGCACCGAGACCUGAAACCCGAGAACCUCCUAUAUGCCACCUCAGCACCAGAUGCUCCCCUCAAAAUAGCUGAUUUUGGACUGUCAAAGAUCAUUGAUGAUCAGGUCACAAUGAAGACAGUUUGUGGUACACCAGGAUACUGUGCCCCAGAGAUCCUGCGAGGAUGUGCUUAUGGACCUGAGGUUGACAUGUGGUCAGUGGGAGUUAUCACAUACAUCUUGCUAUGUGGCUUUGAACCGUUCUUCGAUGAUAGAGGGGACCAGUACAUGUUCAAGAGGAUCCUCAACUGUGAAUAUGAGUUUGUCUCCCCCUGGUGGGACAAUGUGUCCCUCAAUGCCAAGGACCUGGUGAGAAAGCUGAUUGUCCAGGAUCCAAAGAAGCGGCUGACGACCUUGCAAGCGCUGCAGCACCCCUGGGUGACUGGGAAGGCAGUUAACUCAGCCCAUAUGGACACUGCUCAGAAGAAACUGCAGGAGUUCAAUGCACGCCGAAAACUCAAGGCUGCAGUAAAGGCCGUGGUGGCCUCGUCACGAUUGGGCAGCGCUGGCAGUCACGGCAACGCUGACAACAGCAAGAACAGCAACUGCAACAACUCCACCAAUCAGAAAGGGGCACAAGAGGAGCAGCCACGGAAUGAUCAGUCACAGUCACAGAUCCAGGAGGGAUCCUAACUGUGGAUCUCCUCUGUUGUUGCAUGUCACCCUGUGAAGCCAUUCUACCCUCCUGUUGGACUGUGAAGUUUCUGAGAGGAACCAUAUGGUCUCACCUAUACUGGGGAUACUCUGCCUGGCUUUAUUGCAUGUGACUGAUUUAUUAAACAAUGUACAACCAUAUUGACUUGGCACAUUGCAAGAACAUGCCUACAAGUAUUUUAAGUACAUGUGAAAUCAGAGUUUACGACUGUGCAUGCCCAUUUCAUAACUCACACAACAAGUAGCUUCACUGGAUGGUUGAUCUAUUCCAUUAUACCAUGUCAUAACUGCAAAAUGACGUCCAAGUGUUCACAGUAUUAAUUUGCCUGUUUAUAAAUGAAUUCAUAACGAUGGUAAUCAUCAUGCUACUUUGGUGGCAGAAUAUAAUAUAGACUGGAGAAUCGAUUUGCAAUACUGGUUGAGUAAGCCUACAGUAUCUGUUUGGAGAACGGGUUGGACACAUUUUUCAGAUGGUCAUAAACUGAACCUUUAUUACAACUUCUAAGGAGAAUGCCUUAUUGUAUCUUAUUAUCUGUGUUUUACACUCCUUUUGUAAGAAAUAUUUAAUAUCUUGUUAAAGGUCCAAUGCACCCGUUUUUAUCAGAAUAUCAAAUAAU
Coregonus clupeaformis (lake whitefish) is the source of this 2102-nucleotide messenger RNA. RefSeq names its product calcium/calmodulin-dependent protein kinase type IV-like. NCBI's taxonomy places the organism in Eukaryota, Metazoa, Chordata, Actinopteri, Salmoniformes, Salmonidae. The transcript is spliced from 11 exons. Bases 367 to 1464 code for a protein of 365 amino acids. Gene Ontology annotation, biological process: protein phosphorylation. The record is from RefSeq and is a predicted model, not a curated record. Gene Ontology annotation, molecular function: calcium/calmodulin-dependent protein kinase activity; calmodulin binding; ATP binding.